UUCAGAGACAAAAAAACCCUAACCGGACAAAGCCUGAGUGGGUUUACCUUCCCCCAGUUGACCAGACAUUUUAGCCCGAAACCAGAAAACCCUUCAAAAUUCACUGCCCCUCUCUCUCCUCCCCUGUCCCUCUCUCUCCUCACACACACACACACAUUCUCUCUCUGUAUAUCUCUCUAUCUCUGUUUGUGCAAUUUUUGCUCUGAUUUUUUGUCUAUUUUUGAGGUUUUUUUUGCAGCGAAGAAGAUGGAGUCGUGCGCCACUGAGAAAAAGGGCAUCUGGGUUGGCUCUCUUUUGGAAGCAAUGGUGGUCGACACUGUCGUUGCUGCUCACAACUCCCUUGCUCUGCUGCUCCUUGCGACUGGGGCACUGAUGAAUGGUAUCAAUAUGUCACCGGAAUUGACUGCAAUCACAGGAAGGUUUCCUUUUAAAGAACUUCUCAAAGUGGAAAAACCUGGUGUGGAAAACAAAGAUGCUAGUGAUACAGAGGAUGACAACGAGGAUGAAGAUGAUGAGGAGGUGGAUGACCCAGAGGAUGAUGAUGCCAGAGAUGAGGACUUCUCAGGUGACGAAGGGGCAGAUAAAGAAGGAGAUCCAGAGGAUGAUCCUGAAGCCAAUGGCGACGGAGGCAGUGAUGAGGAUGAUGAUGAAGAAGACGACGAUGAUGACGAUGGUGAUGAUGACGAUGAUGAAGAUGAGGAUGGAGAAGAAGAGGAAGAAGAGGAGGAAGAGAUUCCACAGCCACCUGCUAAGAAGAGGAAGUGAGAAGAGGAGCCACCAGUCCUUUGCCAUUGUGUUGUUUCCGUUUCAGUAAGGAGUUAUGAAGUAGUGAGGCAGAAUUUAGCUUGUCAGUUUGAUCGGAGUAGAAUUUGCAUUCCUUGCCCUUAAUGAACCGCAGAUGUUAUUAGUUAUCGUCGAGAUACAUUGUUCUCGUAUGAAAAUCAGUAGACGUCUUUGAUGUUACGUUGAGAAUCUUCGUAUGUUCUGUUAAACCUCUUUGAUCGAUUUAUAUAAGUUUGGGAUUCAUAAAAUUGACUGAAA
Pyrus x bretschneideri (Chinese white pear) is the source of this 1041-nucleotide messenger RNA. RefSeq names its product pheromone-processing carboxypeptidase KEX1. The transcript has 3 exons. The record is from RefSeq and is a predicted model, not a curated record. Lineage: Eukaryota; Viridiplantae; Streptophyta; Magnoliopsida; Rosales; Rosaceae. The coding region runs from base 247 to 765 and encodes 172 amino acids.